Klebsormidium nitens is the source of this 744-nucleotide messenger RNA. NCBI's taxonomy places the organism in Eukaryota, Viridiplantae, Streptophyta, Klebsormidiophyceae, Klebsormidiales, Klebsormidiaceae. The record is from the annotation of a GenBank genome assembly.
AUGGGAGGGGCGUACUCGCCCGUGCACGGGGCUCUCUCCGCUCUGGAGAAGGCGAUCGGUCUGCUCGUCCGCUUCGGCGAGAUGAUACGGAGGGAGGUCCUCAUAACCUAUCAGCUGACGCGCUCCAACGGGGUCCUCGCCGCCUUCCCCGGUCUAGUUCUCGGCCCGGUCGCUGCAUUCGUUUCGCGCCGCGCGAUCAGCGCAUCUCUUCUGCGCGACCUCGCGCUGGCCGCCACGUGGCCCCUGCUGUACCUCUACACGUUCGAAGCCUGCAAUCAACUGACCGGAGUCUCUGGAACGCUCCCGUCGCGGGUCUCAUCAUGGCCGCGGUGGCGCCUGGGUUCGGGGAUCCCCCUCACCGCCCCCGUGUGGGCCUGGAUCGCCAACCUCUGCAGCGGCUGCGCGGUCCUCGUGACGCACCAGGACCUGAAGGACGUCGAAGGUGACGUCAUCAAGGGGCGGAGGACCGUCCCGGUGGUUCUGGGGGAGGGCCGCGCGCGGCGCGCGCUCGCGGCGGCAUAUGCCGCCGCCCCGUUCUUCUACUACGCGACGAUGCUGAGAGGGAUCCCCGGCGCGGCGCGCUUCGUUCUGGCGGUGCCCCUUUUCACAGUCCUAUGGUGCAUAGCGUAUCGCACGCUAGCGGCCGGGUCGAGGAGAGCGGAUGCGGUCACGUUCCAGCUCUUCUCCUGGUGGUGCCUGUACAUGAUGGCGCUUCCCUUGUUCAUAUGGCCUUGCGGGUUGUAG